AUGAAAUCCAGUUAAUCUAACAGCAUAGAAGAAGAAUCCGCUAAUUGGAAUCUGUCUAGUCCAUAAGGGCCAUAGAUUUCAUUAAGAAAUACUUUUGCAAAUAAUCAGCCAGAUUCAUCAGUAGGCUCAAUUGAAUCUGAGAUAGUUAAUAAAGAAAAAUCAGAAUUAAAAAAACAACAGCAAAUUAUUCGACUUAAUUCUGAAGCUAAACCAACUAUGAAAAGAACACUUCUAAAUACUAAUCCUUUGCAAAAAUUGCAUCAAAUAGCUGCAAAAAAUAGAUUAGUUAAAUAAUUCAAAUAAAAUCUCUUCAUGAAUUCAUAUAUACUUUCAAAAGAUUAUCAGUAACAAUUGAUUUUAAUUUUUAGAGACAAAAUUUUAUAAUUUGAAUAGCUUUCCUUAAAUAAUAAUUUAGAUUCUCUAAUUCAGAAAACUCAAAGUUCACUCUUACCAGUUUUUGAAGCUUAUAGUAACUUAAUGAAAAUAUGGGAUUUAGUGAUGAUUAUUUAGCAAUUAUUGCAAUUAUGGUUUCUACCUUUUAUAAUAAGUUUUUAUGGAUCUGCUUAAAAUAUUGAUAUAAUCAGAGAAUUUUUGAUUUUUAUGAUUUUACUUGACAUCAUUGUCUCAAUGAAUAGAGAAAUAUUUUAUAAGGGUAGUUAUAUAGGAAAUAGGUAAUAAAUAUUCAAAUAGUAUACAAAAAAUGGAUUAAUUGGAGAUGCUAUUUAAUUAAUCACAUGGAUUUGUAUCUUAAUUUUUUAUUAAAAUAUAAAUAAUAAAGCCUACUUAAUUUUAUUGGGUAUUUUUAUGGUAAUUUGCUGUAUUAAAUCUCUAAUGAGAAAAACUGAAUAUUAUAUUGAUAGUUAUUAAAAUAAAGGAAAUCUUAGUAAUUUCUUAGAUUUGUUUAUAUUAAUACUAUAGAUUUAUUUUGUUGCUCAUUAUAUGGCGUGUAUUUGGCAUUAUGUGGGAGAGUUAGGCAUUUAAGAUGAAAAGACAACUUGGAUAAGUGAAUAUGGGUUUCUGAAUGAAUCAAACACAACUAAAUAUAAUUAUUCCUUUUAUUGGGCUACCAUGACAAUGGCUACAGUUGGAUAUGGAGAUAUAACAGGAAGAAAUAAUUAUGAAAUACUAACAUCUAAUAUUAUGAUGAUUUUUUCAAGUUGCAUCUUUGCCUAUUCUAUGAAUUCAAUAGGAAAUAUUUUAAAAAGCAUAAAUGAUUCUAAGUUAAAUUACAGGUAUCUUUAACCAAUAAUAAUUUAGGAGGAUGAUAUCAGCAAUUAAUAAUUACAUGCAAAAAAAUUAAGUUGAUCAAUAAGUUUAAGGAAAAGUAAGAAAUUAUAUUAAAUACUUAAACCAAAGAGAAUAAGAUUCUUCUGAUGAUUUUGAAAGUUCGAUCUCAUACUUACCUAAAGGAUUAUAAGCAGAGAUGAAAUAAGAUAUUGCUCAAAAAAUAAUUCAAAAAAUAAAGAUUUUAUAAUAAAAUUUUUCUCAUACCACUUUAAAUUUAUUAGUUCAACAUUUGAAAAUUUAAAAUUAUGCUCCUGGCGAAUAUAUUUAUCAUUAAAAUGAAUAAUAAUACUGUUUUUGUUAUAUUAAUUAAGGGGAAGUGGGAAUUGAAGAAGAAUAAUCUCAAACUCAAAUUUAAGUACUUAAAUAAAAUAGUAGUUUUAAUGAAUAUUCAUUCUUCACAGAGUAAGUAACAAAGAGUAAUGCUUUGAGUAUUGGUUUUACAUAAAUUGUCAAAAUAAAUAGAAACGCUUUUCUAUCUAUCUUGAAAGAUAAUUAAAAAGACCUAGAAUAAUUUUAUAAUAUUAAGGAUACCAUGUUGUUAUAUAAAGAUUAUUCUUUACUUUAAAAAAAAUGCUAUUAUUGUGGAUACACGAAACAUGAAACAAUAGAUUGUCCAUUAUUAACUUAUUAACCAAAUAAGAGGAAUACAAUUCGGAAAUAUCAUAAUUCUUCUUAAUUAUAAUCUAGAAAAUAUAUUUAAAGACAUUAUCAUUAUAUACCAUCUAGAAAAUAAUAUUAAGAAAUUAAAAAUACUAUUUCGUAUGCUAGAGAAUACUAUUUCUCAGAUGUAUUGAUGUAUGAUUCUUUACAAUUUAAUAAACUUUAAAUAAAAGAAGAAAUUCCUCUAGAAACUAACUUAAUUGAAAUGUUAUCACCUGGAGGGCCAGGAAAAGAUGAAUCAGAUUUAACUCCAUAAAUUAUUUCUAAAUCAAGACUUCCAAGUAUUUCAGCUGAUCCAAAUAAUUUAAGAAGAAUUAGCAAAUUUUAAAUACCUCAAAAUAUAAAUCCAGAAGAUAAAAGGCAAUCAAAAACAUAACUUGACUAUUUUCAAAUUAAUUUCUCUGAAAUAGAAAUUGAUAGUUUUUAGAAUUAUGAAAAGUAUAUGAUUUAGAACAAUUUAAUAAACAUCUUAAAAUAUUUCUAAAAAUUCAAAAGAAGAACCAAAAUUGUAUCUAGAAAAUAAAAAUUUUAAGAGUCAAAUAACAAUGAAGCUUGA
Molecule: messenger RNA, 2503 nt
Organism: Paramecium sonneborni
Lineage: Eukaryota; Ciliophora; Oligohymenophorea; Peniculida; Parameciidae
Source: the annotation of a GenBank genome assembly